This is a messenger RNA of Budorcas taxicolor (takin), 2313 nucleotides long. RefSeq names its product regulatory factor X3 (gene RFX3). The transcript has 17 exons. Lineage: Eukaryota; Metazoa; Chordata; Mammalia; Artiodactyla; Bovidae. The record is from RefSeq and is a predicted model, not a curated record. Bases 1 to 2313 code for a protein of 770 amino acids. Gene Ontology annotation, molecular function: DNA-binding transcription factor activity, RNA polymerase II-specific; RNA polymerase II cis-regulatory region sequence-specific DNA binding. Gene Ontology annotation, cellular component: nucleus. Gene Ontology annotation, biological process: regulation of transcription by RNA polymerase II.
AUGCAGACAUCAGAGACCGGGUCGGACACAGGUUCGACAGUGACUUUACAGACAUCUGUGGCUAGUCAAGCAGCAGUGCCUACACAGGUGGUUCAGCAAGUACCAGUCCAGCAACAGGUGCAGCAGGUACAGACGGUGCAGCAGGUGCAGCACGUCUAUCCAGCUCAGGUGCAGUACGUGGAGGGGAGUGACACUGUCUACGCCAAUGGAGCCAUCCGAACAACAACUUACCCUUACACAGAAACACAGAUGUACAGCCAAAACACUGGAGGGAAUUACUUUGACACUCAAGGGAGCUCUGCACAGGUGACUACCGUGGUCUCAUCUCACAGUAUGGUGGGCACCGGUGGGAUUCAGAUGGGCGUCACAGGAGGACAACUCAUCAGCAGCUCUGGAGGAACCUAUCUGAUCGGCAACUCAAUGGAGAAUUCUGGACACUCGGUGACACAUACCACUCGGGCUUCCCCAGCGACAAUUGAAAUGGCGAUUGAGACGCUGCAAAAGUCUGACGGUCUGUCCACUCACAGAAGCUCUCUUCUCAACAGCCAUCUCCAGUGGCUGUUGGACAAUUACGAGACAGCAGAAGGAGUGAGCCUUCCCAGAAGCACUCUGUACAACCACUACCUACGACACUGUCAGGAACACAAACUGGAUCCAGUCAAUGCUGCUUCUUUUGGAAAACUAAUAAGGUCAAUUUUCAUGGGGCUGCGAACCAGGAGAUUGGGAACUAGAGGAAACUCCAAGUACCAUUACUAUGGGAUUCGUGUCAAGCCUGAUUCCCCUCUUAAUCGCCUCCAAGAAGAUAUGCAGUAUAUGGCUAUGAGACAACAACCCAUGCAACAGAAACAAAGGUACAAGCCUAUGCAGAAAGUUGAUGGGGUUGCAGAUGGUUUCACAGGAAGUGGUCAACAAACAGGCACAUCUGUUGAGCAAACUGUAAUUGCCCAAAGUCAACAUCAUCAACAGUUUUUAGAUGCAUCUCGAGCACUUCCAGAGUUUGGAGAAGUUGAAAUCUCUUCUCUGCCAGAUGGUACUACCUUUGAGGAUAUCAAGUCACUGCAGAGUCUUUAUCGAGAGCACUGUGAGGCAAUAUUGGAUGUUGUUGUGAAUCUUCAGUUUAGCCUGAUAGAAAAAUUGUGGCAAACAUUCUGGCGCUAUUCUCCCUCAACUCCAGCUGACGGCACUACCAUUACCGAGUCAAGCAAUCUGAGUGAAAUAGAAAGUCGACUUCCGAAAGCAAAGCUGAUAACUCUGUGCAAACAUGAGUCUAUCCUGAAAUGGAUGUGUAACUGUGACCAUGGGAUGUACCAGGCUUUGGUGGAGAUUCUCAUCCCCGACGUCCUUAGACCUAUUCCUAGUGCCUUGACCCAAGCCAUUCGAAAUUUUGCAAAAAGCCUUGAAGGUUGGCUUUCCAAUGCCAUGAACAAUAUUCCACAAAGAAUGAUACAAACCAAGGUUGCAGCUGUAAGUGCCUUUGCCCAGACUCUGCGAAGAUACACGUCGCUCAAUCACCUGGCCCAGGCAGCUCGUGCAGUGCUUCAGAACACUUCUCAGAUCAACCAGAUGCUCAAUGACCUCAACCGUGUCGACUUUGCCAAUGUCCAGGAGCAGGCUUCCUGGGUGUGCCAGUGUGAUGACAACAUGGUUCAGAGACUAGAAACAGACUUCAAGAUGACUCUUCAGCAGCAGAGCACCCUGGAGCAGUGGGCAGCGUGGCUCGACAAUGUGAUGAUGCAAGCACUGAAACCCUACGAAGGAAGACCCAGUUUUCCUAAAGCUGCCAGGCAAUUUCUGCUUAAAUGGUCUUUCUACAGUUCAAUGGUUAUUCGGGACUUAACUCUACGCAGUGCUGCUAGCUUUGGCUCCUUCCACCUGAUCCGUCUACUCUACGAUGAAUACAUGUUCUACUUAGUAGAACAUCGUGUUGCUCAGGCAACAGGAGAGACACCCAUAGCAGUCAUGGGUGAGACAUACUUUGUAGGUGAAAAAAAUACUACUAUCAUGGAACUUUUUAUAAGCAAACUUCCAAAUUUUGGUGAUUUAAAUGCUGUGUCUCCUGGAAAUCUGGAUAAAGAUGAAGGCAGUGAAGUGGAAAGUGAAAUGGAUGAGGAAUUAGAUGACUCUUCAGAACCUCAAGCCAAAAGAGAGAAAACGGAGCUGAACCAGGCAUUUCCGGUGGGUUGCAUGCAGCCCGUUCUCGAGAGUGGCGUGCAGCCAAGCCUCCUGAAUCCAAUUCACAGUGAGCACAUCGUCACAAGUACUCAGACUAUCAGACAGUGCAGCGCUACAGGAAAUACCUACACUGCAGUCUAA